AGGGUUGAGGUUUAUUCAUAUUCUAUUCAAGUGUCUUCAAAAAACAUCAUCUACACAGUUUCUUUCUUCAUAUAUUAUAAUAUAUUUUCUUCACUUUCCUUCUUCAACGACUAUUGUGAACACAACCAAACCAAUGGCAUCCGAUCCUGAACAACCCUCUUUCGCAAAGGAAGGAAAUUCGUCUGGUGAGGUUGCGAGUGCGAGGGAGCCUUUGCUUGUUGGGGUUCAUGACUCCGAGAGCUAUUCUGUCUCUGCUGCAAUUCUUCCGUUUCUCUUCCCAGCUCUUGGUGGCCUACUAUUUGGCUAUGAUAUUGGUGCCACUUCUUCUGCAACCAUAUCCAUUCAGUCAUCGACGCUAAGUGGAAUAUCUUGGUACAACUUGUCCUCCGUUGAAAUUGGUCUACUGACUAGUGGAUCAUUAUAUGGCGCCUUAAUUGGCUCAGUGUUGGCCUUCAAUGUUGCUGACUUCUUAGGAAGAAGAAGGGAACUCAUUUUAGCUGCAUUACUGUAUUUUAUUGGAGCUCUUGUAACAGCAUUCGCUCCUGAUUUUCCUGUGUUGGUGCUUGGGAGACUUAUAUUUGGCACUGGAAUUGGACUGGCAAUGCAUGCUGCUCCAAUGUACAUUGCAGAGACAGCUCCAACACCAAUACGUGGACAACUAAUAUCUCUGAAAGAGUUUUUUAUAGUACUUGGGAUGGUGGCAGGAUAUGGAAUUGGAAGCUUGUUUGUAGUUACUGUAUCUGGGUGGCGGUAUAUGUAUGGAGUUAGUAGUCCUAUAGCAAUCAUCAUGGGACUUGGAAUGUGGUGGCUACCAGUUUCUCCUAGAUGGUUACUUUUGCGUGCUAUUCAGGGAAAAGGGGAUGUUCAGAAUUCGAAAGACAUAGCAAUUCGUAGUUUGUGCCAGCUUCGAGGCCAGGCUAGUGGUGAUUCAGCUCAUCGCCAAGUUGAUGAGAUUCUUGCAGAACUUUCUUAUCUAGGUGAAGAAAAGGAAGUUACCUUCGGAGAAAUAUUCCAAGGAAAAUGCUUGAAAGCCCUUUGGAUUGGUGCAGGAUUGGUCUUGUUUCAGCAGAUCACAGGGCAACCAAGUGUGCUCUACUAUGCUGCAUCAAUCUUUCAGAGUGCAGGAUUUUCCGGAGCAUCUGAUGCAACCCGAGUCUCUAUUCUCCUUGGAGCUUUUAAGUUGAUUAUGACCGGUGUCGCAGUUGUAGUUGUUGAUAAACUUGGAAGGAGGCCUUUACUUCUAGGAGGAGUUUCAGGAAUAGUGAUAUCUUUAUUCCUUCUGGGUUCAUACUACGUUUUCUUGGAUAACUCACCAGUUAUUGCUGUAGUUGGUCUGCUGUUGUAUGUAGGCUGUUACCAGAUUUCCUUUGGUCCAAUUGGUUGGCUCAUGAUAGCAGAGAUUUUCCCCUUACGCCUAAGAGGACGAGGACUUGGUAUAGCAGUACUCGUCAAUUUUGGUGCAAAUGCCCUUGUCACAUUUGCUUUUUCACCAUUGAAGGAAUUACUGGGAGCAGGAAUCUUGUUCUACAUCUUUUGUGUAAUAGCUGUGGCAUCUCUUGCAUUCAUAUACCUUAUUGUACCAGAAACAAAGGGGCUUACACUGGAGGAGAUAGAAGCCAAAUGCCUCUAAUCAGUCACCUUAUUAUCUCAAUAUAUACAUAUAUGUUUUUGGUACUCUGCAACUUUUCUUUAAUACAUCUGUAAUUACACAUUAUGUGAUUAAACCAGUCAUUAAUUUCAGUUUGUAACUACACAUUAUCAUAGAGUGCAGCAGAUUCAAACAAGUGAGAAUAGGAGACAUUCAUCAAAUUAUUAGAGUAAUUCGUCUCCCAAUCCUACAGUUUCAUGUUCUUAAAA
Molecule: messenger RNA, 1857 nt
Organism: Vigna unguiculata (cowpea)
Lineage: Eukaryota; Viridiplantae; Streptophyta; Magnoliopsida; Fabales; Fabaceae
Product: D-xylose-proton symporter-like 2
Biological process (GO): D-glucose transmembrane transport
Cellular component (GO): membrane
Molecular function (GO): D-glucose transmembrane transporter activity
Source: RefSeq, a predicted model, not a curated record